Centruroides sculpturatus (bark scorpion) is the source of this 822-nucleotide messenger RNA. RefSeq lists its product as uncharacterized. The record is from RefSeq and is a predicted model, not a curated record. Lineage: Eukaryota; Metazoa; Arthropoda; Arachnida; Scorpiones; Buthidae. Bases 355 to 822 code for a protein of 155 amino acids. The transcript has 4 exons.
UAAUUGCUUACCUUAUAACACGUGAGUUUUAUAGCAACAAAUUAUCACAUGGACUGGAGAAAUCCUUUCUUUCGACAACGUUAACGUCGAGCUUGUACUCGUUUGUUUAGUGCUAUAACACUAACAACACUACGUUUGAUUUGUUUCUUACUUGUAUUAAAUUCUAAAUUUACUUAAUAAAAAGUUUAUUAAUUAAUAUUGACAAUACUGUAUUCAACUACAAGAGGUAAGUGAUUCGCAUUAUAUGAACUUUAUUCAUUUAUUUAUGCAAAUAUAAAUUUCAACUGGACUCUUUUAAAAUGUUGAUUUCAUUAAAUACAGUGUUGACGUACAAAAGUAUUUUAAACUGAGAAAAUGGAGAUAAAAGAAGAGUUAGAUACAAAAGAUUUCGAUUUUACUUUUGAAAAAAGUAAAGAAAAUUUUGCUGUUGUAUUAAAGAAUUGCAAGAAAGAAUUAAAAACGGAAGAUAAGAAGUUUUGUGCAAGAAUUAAAGCAGAACCUUUAGAAUAUGGAAACGAUAAUAAUACAGAGAUAAAUUUUUACGAAAAAUCAAAAACUAACACAAACUCUUUUAAUCGUUGGAGUAAUUCCGGUUAUAACAAUGAAAUAGAUAUGAAGAAAGAAGUAAAAGAGAAUUGUGAUGUAAAACACGGUAUAAAAUCGGAAUGUAAAGGUGAUUUGAAAAAAUUAAAAAUUGAAGUAAAAACUGAAGAUUGUAAAGAUAUUCAUCUUCCAGCUGAUAAUGAACAGGUAAUGGUGUAUUCUGUAUUAAAUAAAAAAUAUGUAUUAUAUANACUUUGUCAAUUAUCCGGAAAGAAUUGA